Molecule: messenger RNA, 1068 nt
Organism: Aspergillus ibericus CBS 121593
Lineage: Eukaryota; Fungi; Ascomycota; Eurotiomycetes; Eurotiales; Aspergillaceae
Product: zinc-dependent alcohol dehydrogenase family protein
Exons: 5
Coding region: 1-1068 (355 amino acids)
Molecular function (GO): oxidoreductase activity; zinc ion binding
Source: RefSeq, a predicted model, not a curated record
AUGGGCAGUAUAGGCUCAUUCAAUCUCCCCGGUUCGAUGCGUGCGUUAGAGUACACCGAGGCUCGAAAGUUCAGUAUCGUUGAGAAGCCUCUUCCGAAGAUCCGUGAACACGAUGUCCUUAUAAAAGUAAAAGCCUGCGGUGUAUGCGGCACAGACCUACACAUCCAUGAUGGUGAAUUCGGAGCUCAAUUUCCUCUCGUCCCUGGCCACGAAACCGUAGGCGUCAUUGCAGCCUACGGCAGCCACGUCACCGGCUUCAGCAUCGGUGACCGCGUAGUGGCCGACAACUCCGAAGUCUGCGGCCACUGCCACUACUGCCGUCGCGGGAAGGAGCUCUUCUGCGAGAAUUUCGUUGCACACGGCGUGAUGGUCGAUGGGGGAUUCGCGGAAUAUGCUGUCUACCCGGCCCAUCGGGUAUUCAAGUUUCAGAACCUGUCUGAUGUGGAUGCAACGCUGCUAGAGCCGGCUGCUUGUGCAGCGCACGGGUUGGAUAAAAUUGCCCCGCAAAUGGGGUCCAAGGUCUUGUUGUUCGGGGCUGGUCCGACAGGGUUAAUGCUCGCUCAACUCCUUCGGCAGAAUGGAGGGUGUCAUACUGUGAUCGCUGCGCCUGGGGGGUUGAAGAUGGACCUUGCGAGGUCUCUGGAUGCGGCGGAUGAGUAUGUGGAGUUGCCGCGGGAAGCGGAUGCCGCGGGGGUGAGGAUGGAGCAGUUGAGGGGUGAGCAUCCGUACGGAUUUGAUAUUGUCGUGGAGGCUACGGGGAGUGCGAGGGUCUUGGAAGAUGCGAUACAUUUUGUGUCGAAGAGUGGUAAGUUGGUGGUGUAUGGGGUUUAUGGCGAUGGGGAUCGGGUCUCGUUGUCUCCGAAUAUGAUCUUUAAGGAGGAGUUUCAGGUGCUUGGUUCGUUCAGUCAGAUGCAUAAGUUCCCGGCUGCUAUUGAUUAUCUUGCAGAUCGCAAACGGAUCAAGGUGGAUGGCAUUGUCAACAAGACAUUUAAGUUAAAUGAGUGGGAGGCUUGCCUUGAUGCUAUGAGGAAUAAAUCGGUCGUCAAGGCCGCCAUUGUGUUUGAUUAG